This is a messenger RNA of Adineta ricciae, 309 nucleotides long. The record is from the annotation of a GenBank genome assembly. NCBI's taxonomy places the organism in Eukaryota, Metazoa, Rotifera, Eurotatoria, Adinetida, Adinetidae.
AUGACACGGUCGGUUCCGGCCGGUUAUGUUCGUUUUCCGACAAUUUCCUUGCCGCCGGAUUCCGGCCGGAAGUUUAAAUCCGGAAAUGGUCAGGAACUGAUCGGAUAUUUCCAUCUCAAUUCCAGCCGGAAUCCGGCGGCAAGGAAUCUGCCGGAACCUACUGGAAUCGGCGAAAACUGUGCCGGAAUCGACAAAAGCUGUACCGGAACCGACCCAGAUUUUAACGGAUCCACUCGUCGGAAUUAUCGACCUGGGAAAGUAACACCCCUAGUCGUGAAAUAUGAAGGUUCAACAGAUGGAAAGAAAUGA